Bursaphelenchus okinawaensis is the source of this 916-nucleotide messenger RNA. Lineage: Eukaryota; Metazoa; Nematoda; Chromadorea; Rhabditida; Aphelenchoididae. The record is from the annotation of a GenBank genome assembly.
AUGAAGAUUUUUGUUAUAUUGUUAUCACUUCUAGGGCUAAUUUGUUGUGACAAUCUGUACGAUGUUUGGUUGACUUAUAUUAAGACUUCUGAUGAUAUUAGACAGAAAAAUGAAUGUAAAGAUGUCAAGGAUGACAAUAAUCAACUUCUUGAGGUAAGUUAUAAAAACAAAAUUCUACUUUACCGCACCCUACUUUACCCUGCUCUAUGGUCUCAUAUCAUAAUUUACUCUACCUUACCUUACCUUACCUUACCUUACCUUACCCUACCCUACCCUACCCUACCCUACCCUACCCUACCCUACCCUACCCUACACUACCCUACCCUACCCUACCCUACCCUACUCUACCCUACCCUACCCUACCCUACCCUACCUUAUGUGCCCUACAUACACUACUCUAACAUACUCUAUCCUACCCUACCAUACCAACGUACUCUAUCCUACCCCAUCCUGCUUAAAUAUGUCCUAUUUUACUAUACUUUACCUUUGUCUACCUUAGUAUAUCUACCCUAUUUUCCCUUACCAUUUAUGUCCUACCCUGCCCUAAACUUAAACUUACCCCAUUUUACCCCUGCCCAAACCCUUCUCAUGGUUAGGCAUAGUGGUAGUUACUUCUUAGAAGUUACCAUACAGUUCAGUAGCUCAUUACUUUUUGUACAACCUAAUACGUUUGAAAUUUUAUUUUGCUAUCAAACUUCAAUACCCACAUGUACCAAAUAUACCAUUUUAAUGUCGUUUUCACCAUUUUAUCAAAACCUUCCAGACCUACCGCGACAGAGUGUCAGAACCCGAUCUCGACACCGAUUGCAUGAUCGACUUCUACAAGAAAAUCUUCGAGUACCAAGCCGAAUAUUGUCAACACACUCAAGCAUAUUGUGAUAAAUAUAAAGACUUGCUCAGCCAGUUUCAUUCCUAA